GGAUUUGCUAUAAAGCUGCUGUGUGACUGGUUUAAAGGGUAGAGUUGUAAAAACUCCCAGGCAGUGGGGGAAGUCAGGUUGCUUAUCAAGCAGCAAACUGGCCCAUCAGAGAACGAAAAAAACGAGGAAAAAAAAGGAAACAAACAAACAACACCAAAAGCACUAAAACGCUGUAACUGGAAUAACAAUUUUACCAAACCUACAAAGAUUAGAGGUAGAGAUAAUUGCGGAAGCUACUAACUACAUCCGGGAUCUACACCUGAGUCUUGCUCGUGCAUGAUAGAGAAGACUUCCUUUGUCCUGUGGAGGGAGAAAUCCGUGUCCUGUUCGCCACAAACUGAUCACUUACUGCCUAGGAGAUUUUUGCAACGCUCGGCUCACGAAGGCACACACGCUUGCAACUGGGAAGCAGCUAUGCAGCUUGAAAUCCAAGUAGCACUCAACUUCAUAAUAUCCUACCUGUACAACAAACUCCCCCGACGUCGGGUGAACAUCUUCGGGGAAGAGCUCGAACGGCAGUUGAAAAAGAAAUAUGAAGGGCACUGGUACCCCGACAAGCCAUACAAAGGGUCCGGGUUCAGGUGUAUACAUGUCGGGGAGAAGGUCGACACGGUAGUGGAAGAAGCAGCCAAAGAGAGCGGGAUUGACAUCGAAGACAUUCGGAACAACUUGCCUCAGGACCUCAGUGUGUGGAUCGACCCGUUUGAGGUGUCCUACCAGAUUGGGGAGAAGGGAUCCAUUAAGGUGCUUUACAUGGAUGAUACCGGUGAGAACGGGUCAGAGUUGGACAAGGAGAUCAGGAACAGUUUUAACCCCGAUGCUCAGGUCUUCAUGCCAAUCAGCGAUCCUGUAGGGGUCUCCUCUGAGUCUAGCUCUCCGUCACCACCGUUUGGUCAGUCUGCUUCUGUCAGCCCGUCAUUCAUGCCACGCUCCACUCAACCUUUAACUUUCACCACAGCCACGUUCGCCGCCACCAAGUUCGGCUCCACCAAAAUGAAGAACGGCAGCCGCAGUGGUAGCAAGGUGGCACGCACAUCUCCCACCAACCUGGGCCUGAAUGUGACCAGCCUACUGAAGCAUAAAGCCAUUUCCAAUUCCAUGCAUUCUCUCUACGGUCUUGGUCUCGGAGGGCAGCCGAAGGCUUCUGCGCUCUCUCCUAACGCCAAGGAGUUUGUUUUCCCUAACCUUCAGAGCCAGGGCAGCUCCACCACGAUGUUCAGCAACGAGAAUCCGCUCAGCCUCAGCCCUCUGCAGUACAACAAUGCCUUCGACGUGUUUGCAGCCUACGGGAGCCUCAACGACAAGUCUCUCAUGGAUGGUCUAAACUUCAGCCUAAGCAACAUGCAGUAUUCUAACCAGCAAUUCCAGCCCGUCAUGGCUAACUAACGAAUCCAGAAUUUAUUAAUGAAUUUAUUGUUGGCAAAAGGAAGGAGAUAAAAUGACGCACACUAACAAAGGACAUAAAAAGAUCUGUGGAAGCAAAAAACAAAAACAAAAAAAAAACCAACCCUGUUAGUCACCGAAAAGAGCAUGUGCCCAAGGGUGUUUGUCUUUCUGUGCCCCCUUGAGUUUAUUUCUACUAAAAGCUUGUUGUAUGUGUCCAAGCUUGGUUACUUUCACAUUAUUUUCAUUUUUCCUAUUUUUGCCAACAAAGCACACAAUUUUUUACUGUUUUAAAAAAUGCUAAAAUAUAUAUACAUAUAUUAAAAAAAAAAACAUAGCUUCAAGUUCUGGCCUCCUACAGUAUUUUCAAGUUGGUUAAGACUUGGCUGAUUUUUAAGAAAUUGGCACUAAUGAAUAUAUAUCUGGGGUUACUUGGUCUUUUUUUCUAAUUGUAUAAUUUAAUUGAGUACAGAGUUUGUAAAGUAUCAGAGUAUAUAUAUUGUUUCUAUGACACGGUAUUGCAUUUAUAUCUUUUUACUACUCCAGUGAUCUGUGAUGGCUGCAGCAGCUUUAUGUUAUAUAUAUUUUUUUUUGGUUUUUUUAAAAAAAAAAAGAAAAUAAAAUUUAUCAAGGAAAUCCACCUUUAAAAUAGAUCAACAAAUCUACAGAUUGUGUACAGGCUAUACUUUAGUGAUGAAAAUUCAGUGUAGGAAUAUUUAGCUUGUGUUUUUUUUUUUUUUUUUUUUUUGAGAAACACAAGUUGUAUUUUCUGUUAAAAAAGUUGAGAAGAUUUUUGCUAUAUUAAGGACAAUGUAAUCAUAUAUUAAUUUUGUACCUACAUUGUGCAAUACUUGAUAAAAUACGGUAUAACAAAGUAUUUUGAGUCAGUGUCUUACACGUGAAGAGGGACUGAAAUAGUUUAUAUUGAGUUUGUAUUAAAAUGCUUAAAAAUA
Messenger RNA from Ictalurus furcatus (blue catfish), 2336 nucleotides. RefSeq names its product transducer of ERBB2, 1b (gene tob1b). Gene Ontology annotation, molecular function: transcription corepressor activity. Bases 277 to 1386 code for a protein of 369 amino acids. Lineage: Eukaryota; Metazoa; Chordata; Actinopteri; Siluriformes; Ictaluridae. Gene Ontology annotation, biological process: regulation of gene expression. Gene Ontology annotation, cellular component: cytoplasm; nucleus. The record is from RefSeq and is a predicted model, not a curated record. The transcript is spliced from 2 exons.